Molecule: messenger RNA, 1100 nt
Organism: Carica papaya (papaya)
Lineage: Eukaryota; Viridiplantae; Streptophyta; Magnoliopsida; Brassicales; Caricaceae
Product: beta-carotene isomerase D27
Molecular function (GO): iron ion binding
Source: RefSeq, a predicted model, not a curated record
ACCACAUAAUGAAAUUAAAAAAAUAAAAAUCCUCCCCAUUGAUAACUUCUCUACUUGAGUAAUCUUACCCAGAAAAUUAAAGAACUCACUGGUAAAGUACUAUCUUGCAAAUUCAUGGUGGCAGUUAGCCUCCAAGUUGUCUCGUUUCCACCGGCAAGACAGGUUUCAGUACAGAGGCGAAUCCCGCUUGUAAGAUGCCGGAUUGCAGAGCCGACAGGAGAGCCAGCCCCUUUGGGGAAGAAGACCAAAUACGUUGAUGGGCCGUUAGAGAAGGCAUUCAUGACUCUAUUUGCGCGCAAGAUGGAGAAAUUCGCAGCUUCUCCUAAUAAUGGUUCUGGGAAGAAGACGGGUUGGUUGGAUUAUGAUUAUGAGAGUUUCGUUGAUGUGUCAAGAAGAGUGAUGCAAGGAAGGUCUCGGUUGCAGCAGCAGCAAGUUGUUCGAGAAGUUCUCUUGUCAAUGCUCCCCCCAGGUGCGCCUGCUCAGUUUAGGAAAUUGUUUCCGCCCACCAGGUGGGCCGCAGAGUUCAAUGCUGCGUUGACAGUCCCCUUCUUCCAAUGGUUAGUUGGCCCAUCUGAGGUCAUCGAGGUGGAUGUAGAUGGUGUGAAGCAAAGAAGUGGUGUUCAUAUAAAGAAGUGCAGGUACUUAGAGAACAGUGGCUGUGUUGGGAUGUGUGUGAACAUGUGCAAAAUUCCCACCCAAGAUUUCUUUACAAAUGAGUUUGGGCUUCCACUAACUAUGAUUCCAAAUUUUGAGGAUAUGAGCUGCGAAAUGAUAUAUGGACAAGUUCCACCUGCAUUCGAGGAGGACCCUUUAUCUAAACAGCCUUGUCUUACGGACAUAUGCUCUGUAUCUAAUCCUAGCUCCAGUGUCUGCCCUAAACUGCAGCCUUGAAUCAUAUUCUUCCUGCCGCACUACAAUUUGAUAUUCUUUCAACACAACAAAAACAGUCAUCAUUUCUGUGUUUUACUUUACAAAACUUUAGUAGACAAGAUAUCUGACAUGUAUUUAAGGGAGGGAAAUUAAAUAUAUAUAUACAUAUAUAUAUAUAUAUAAUAUGUAUGUACAGUUAUUAAUUUGCUCAGUUUACUUUGUUCCCAUAA